CUGAUGUAUGAUUCUGUGAUUCUGCAGCUCAAGCCGAGUGGGAGCACCUCCAACAACUCACCAUGCUGAACACCAGCCAGGAGCUGCACACCAGCCAGGAGCUGAACAUCCUGCAUGGGAUUUACAUCGGUACAGAGUGCUUGGUUGCUGUCUCUGCCACUUUGGGAAACAUCCUGGUCAUCUGGGUGGUGAAGAUGAACUCGACGUUUCAGAACAUGACUCUGCACUUCAUUGUUUCCCUGGCGCUGGCUGAUAUCGUGAUGGGGAUCCUCGUCAUGCCCCUGGCCAUCGUGGUGAGCCUGCGCAUCAGCACCCACUUCUACACCUGCCUGGCCAUGUGCUGCCUGAUAGUGGCUUUCAGUAACGCGUCCAUCCUCUCCCUCCUGGCCAUCGCCAUCGACAGGUACCUGCGAGUGAAGCUGCCAACCAGAUAUAAAAUAAUCACUACAGAGAGAAGAGUUUGGUGGGCACUGGGUUUAUGCUGGUUUCUGUCCCUGCUCAUAGGAUUAGUCCCCAUGUUUGGGUGGAACAAGGCAGAAGCAAGAACCUCGGAGUUUCUCAGGUGUCAGUUUAUCUCUGUGAUAAGGAUGGAUUACAUGGUAUAUGUUAUCUUCUUCACAUGGACCCUUGUCCCUCUGCUCAUCAUGUGUGCUCUGUAUAUUGAAAUCUUCUACAUCAUCCGGACGAAGCUGAGUCAAGGUACAACCAACGCGAGAGGGACAGGAGGGUUUUAUGGACGGGAGUUCAAGACAGCCAAAUCUCUAGCACUUGUUCUCUUCCUGUUUGCAAUAUCCUGGUUGCCUCUGUGCAUUAUAAACUGUGUUUCCUAUUUUUACCCCAAGUCUCAGAUCCCCGAGGUUUUGAUGUACUUGAGUAUCCUGUUAUCCCAUGCCAAUUCUGCCAUGAACCCCAUUGUCUAUGCUUGCAAGAUAAAGAAGUUCAAGAACACAUACCUUUUAAUUUUAAGGACCUAUAUCCUGUGCAAAAAACCAGAGCCAGUUCUGACAGAGCAAACAACAGAGCAACAGUCAUAAAUCAAGAAGUGUUGAUCUGCCAGUAUAUACCAGACCACUGAUAACCACUCUGUGAAGAAACUGAAGGGAAAUGGGUGCUGCAUUUUGUCUACUCCCACUCUUGCACAAACUGCUUUGUGAUAAGGGCAAGCUCCUCUUACCCAACCUGAUGCACAUUUGACAUUAAGCCCAAAGCAAUCAUUUAUGAUGUCCUGCACUAGUGUACUCCAGAGAAUUCUGCUUGGUGGUCGCUGAGCUUUCAGGCAAGCAUCUUCAUUUAACAGGACCCUCCAGGUUUUAUGUAGUGACUUGACCACGAUCUGGUAGACCCACGACCCAAAGUAACAAGGCAGAUGUUUUGCUCCGAGUUCCCCAGCUCGGGUCCAUCACCAGCUGGUAAAAACCUGCUGCUGUGAGUCCUGCUGCCAGAUGCUGCACUGAUUUUGGGGACCCUCCCAAAACCAGCAGGACAUCCCAACAAUGGGACACUUCCAUGGCUUUUAAAGCAAGACAGUGCUCAGCCGAGAAUCCUGCGAAACUAACUCAGACACAGAGCACCAGGCAAGAGCCAAACUGCUGAACACACUGAGCUGUUCCUUAGGGAGAUGUGCCGGGGACAUGCCAGGAGGAGAUGACUGUCAGAAAAUAAACUAAUAAUAUCUUUAAGUUCUUCCCUCCUCCCUCAGUUUCCUGACCAGGGAUAGAAUCAACUGUCCCAAACCCGUCAUGCAUACAUUGUCAGAAUUGGUUACUAAACCCAUCCAUUUUGGGGAUUCUUCCUGCACAGCAUAUCCCCGUGUUUAAUUCUCUUACAAUCAACCUGGUUUGCUAACACCUGAUUUAAAUGUGAUUUGCUGCAAGACUCCUCUGUAAACCUGAAGAACAGUUACUCUUUGUAGCACCCUGUUACAGAUCUGAUGCCUAAAGAUGUACGUAAAGAUGUGUCUAUAUAUGUCUUUGUUUUAAAUAUUUUCAAAAUACAGAAGAGAUACUGGAGAGAAGUUUUGCCAGUGUUGUUUUGAUUUUUGUUACACAAGGUUUGGUUUGGUCCACUGAAAAAUAGGACAAAUAUGUUCUUUGUUGUUGGUAAUACAGCAGCUCACA
Messenger RNA from Strigops habroptila (Kakapo), 2117 nucleotides. Its product is annotated as adenosine receptor A3-like. Gene Ontology annotation, cellular component: synapse; membrane; dendrite. NCBI's taxonomy places the organism in Eukaryota, Metazoa, Chordata, Aves, Psittaciformes, Psittacidae. Gene Ontology annotation, molecular function: G protein-coupled adenosine receptor activity. Gene Ontology annotation, biological process: G protein-coupled adenosine receptor signaling pathway. The record is from RefSeq and is a predicted model, not a curated record.